GAGAAGUUUUUCCUGUGUGAUGUCAUUUUGCUGCCCUUUAUAAGCCUCUGCAAAGAAGAAGGUAAGCUAUCCGAGAAUUCUCACUGCAGACACAUGCAAACAAGGGAAAGCAAGAAGCACAGAGGAGUAUCAAGUUUCAGAUACCAACCAGCCACUACGAGCAGAGAGCCAUGCCACAGACUAGUCCCUACAGCUGCCUGGAGCACAUACUGCUUGUACUCUGUAGCCUGAAGGCUACAGUCGCCUUUCCCAACUCCUCUCCACUGCUGAAUCCCAGCUGGGGGAAUGGAGAUCGCCUGAUGCACCUGUAUACAUCUUCAGAGAGGAACAGCUUCCAUCUCCAAAUCAAUGCUGAUGGCUACAUUGAUGGUGUUCCUCAUCAAACCAUAUACAGUGCCUUAAUGAUCAAGUCUGAGGGUGCUGGCUGUGUAAUAAUCACAGGUGUGAAGAGUGGACGCUACCUAUGCAUGGACAUGAAAGGAAACAUCUUUGGAUCGCAUUACUUCAGUCAAGAGGACUGUGUUUUCAACCACAGGACACUGGAAAAUGGAUAUGAUGUGUACCAAUCUCCCAAGCACAACUUUCUGGUUAGCUUAGGCAGAGUUAAACAAGCUUUCUUCCCUGGUAUGAAUCCACCACCGUAUUCCCAGUUUUUGUCCAGGAGAAAUGAAAUUCCUUUGUUUCGGUUCAACACACCUGAGCCCCACAGAAACACUAGGAGUGCAGAUAUUGAUCCAAUGGAUCCUCACCAGAUCCUGGUCCCACAGAGAAAAGCCUCCGCAUUAGGAUCUCACCUGCAGCUACAAACAGACUUUUCCCACAUGCCCAGGGAACCCAUGAGAAUCAAUCAGAAUGAUGUGGUCAACCCAGAUGACCCACACGCCAUGAUGGAUGCCAGGAGGUACGCAAGUCCUCGCUUUUAUAUUACAAGAUAAGCAGGGCCACCUGCAAAUUGAUGACAUGUGUGAGUGAAUAUAAUAGACAAAAGGAGGUGCCUAGCACAGUCAAUUUCUAACUCUUAGGAUGGCUAUUAGAAAACUGAAAGAUACUGGGAAAAAUCAUUUAUUUCAAAUUUUGUCCUUACAGUUUACUGAAAAAAAAGAAA
Molecule: messenger RNA, 1105 nt
Organism: Oxyura jamaicensis (ruddy duck)
Lineage: Eukaryota; Metazoa; Chordata; Aves; Anseriformes; Anatidae
Gene: FGF23
Product: fibroblast growth factor 23
Exons: 3
Coding region: 171-935 (254 amino acids)
Biological process (GO): positive regulation of gene expression; cell differentiation; positive regulation of cell population proliferation
Cellular component (GO): cytoplasm
Molecular function (GO): type 1 fibroblast growth factor receptor binding; growth factor activity
Source: RefSeq, a predicted model, not a curated record